CCUUUUAUUUUGAAAGCCGACCCCGCGUUGGUGUUUGAGGGCAGCUUGACGCGGACGGAGGCAGGACAACCUGUUGCGCGGCUAUCUUCAUUCACACUCAUCCCGGAGACUAGAGGAGCAAAGCCCGCGUGGAAUUGACACGGCGAGUGGCGGACUUCCCUCUCAUCACCCUUUUAGGCUUUUUUUUCGGCCGUCGUUUUUACUGAAGAAAGUUGCGUGGAUUCUAGCUUCCGGCUGCUCAGGAAGCGUGAAAAGGACUACAUUCCCUGGGAAAAGAUCACAUCGGCUACGACAAAGGGCAGUACAAGAGACAAAGAAAAUGCCUUGCGGCUGCCAGAAUGAUCCAGGAUUGCAAUGAAGACCUGACAUCUGCUCAUCCGUGUUUGGCGCGUUGAACGUACACGACACACUCACCGAAGGCUUGCAUAGACUUGUGUUGGAGAAGUGUGCACGACUGGACUCAAGACCUACACACAUACUCGUUCAAUCACUCUGGAGCUGAGGAAUUAAAACCAAGAGUAUGGUCCAGCGGUCCACCUCAGUCCGCCUGCUGGGAGGCCUUUUAGGCCUGUUUCUCCUCAUGCCCGUUCUGAUGGCCCCGACGCCCCCGAGCAUGUGCAUCCCUUUGAGGACCAUCAACGAGAGUCUCAGCCACAGGCGACGCUACAUGAAGCACAACUUCCCUGUCAAUUACACCAUCAGAGUUCACCACGAGGAGCUUUUUAAACUAUCAAACAUCAGCAAAAUGAAAUUACAGAUGGGCGAGUUAGAUGAAAUAAUCUUCCAGAGGCUGUGGUUCCUUGUUAACCAGGGCGUGUUAAAAAAGAUUAUUCGAGUGCUGCCAGAGAGACAUCCUUCCCGUCCUUACACUGCAGAGUUGGAGAGGCGAUUGAAAGACACGGAAGGAGUCUUUGUACAGUCGCAUCCUGCCAAGGUGUUCCAGCAGGAGCUUCCAGAUGCAAUCCAGGACAAAUGGGAUUGCUUAACAGAAGUGACACACAGAGUGCCAGAGACCAGCUGGAGGUUUGCCACUCCAAAAUCUCUUCUGGACAAUUUCUGUGAGACCAUGCACUGCCUCUUCAGUGACUGCUUUAAAGCCACAAAAAGCAUGGACUCCUUUUGUCGGAAAGGCAGGAAGAAAGCCCUGAGGGCUAAAAGCUGAAAGGAGGCCGGCAGGGCGAGGUGGUCCCUCUUCGUACUCAAGUAUUAUUUGCCUCGACCUUAAGGGGGCUAGAAGGACGAUCCAAAACGGACACGAAAACUUUUGGUUCUGAUUUGUGUACAUCAACAAGUCUUUUCCCAGAGCCAAUCUGGAUUAUUAUGAUCAAGGUACCUCAAGUUGCAUCAUUUGGCAGUAAUAGUGCUUCAGAGAAGUCAGCUUUAAAUUAAGGCUUUGGAAGAGAUUUGUUUUUGUUGACGUAUAGUAACUAGAUGAAUCCAUGAAUAUUAUAUGAAAUAACUUAUUUUGCUACGCUGUAAACCAGGGGUAGGGAACCUAUGGCUCUAGAGCCAGAUGUGGCUCUUUUGAUGACUACAUAUGGCUCUCAGAUAAUAUUUAUAUAGCGAUUUUCUCUAGUGACUUCAAGCGCUUUACAAAGUGACACCCAAUAUCUAAGUUCCAUUUAAACCAGUGUGGGUGGCAUUGGUGUAAGGUGUGUAAAAUGUCUUGCCCAAGGACACAACGGCAGUGAGUAGGAUGGCGGAAGCGGGAAUCGAACCUGGAACCCUCAGAUUGCUAGCACGGCCACUCUACCAACCGAGCUAUGCCGAGUAACCGUGUAAAACUCUUCCAUAUCAGUAGGUGGCAGUCGGUAGCUAAUUGCUUUGUAGAUGUGGGAAACAGCGGGAGGCAGAGUGCAGGUAAAAAGGUGUCUAAUGCUUAAACCAGGGUUAGGGAACCUAUGGCUCUGGAGCCGGAUGACUGCAUCAGGCUCUCAGAUAAAUCUUAGCUGACAUUGCUUAACACGAUAAGUAAUGAAUAAUUCUGCUGGUAAUCACAGUUUCAAAAAUAACGUUCAAAUUAUAAAACAUUCUCAUGCAUUUUAAACCAACCAUCCGUUUUCUACCGCACCUGUUCAAGAUGUCGCAUUAAUGGUAAGAAGUAUUAUAUGUAUUAUUGGUUAACUUUUAUAAUAACAAUGUUGUUAAAGAGAAUAAGAGACUUAUUAUACUCUACAAAUUUUGGUAAUACUUAAAAAUGCACAAAUUUAGUUGUAUUCAGUGUUGAAAAAUGUUAUAUGGCUCUUACGGGAAUACAUUGUGCUAUAUUUGGCUUUCGUGGCUCUCUCAGCCAAAAAGGUUCCCGACCCCUGCUGUAAACUGAGGGACAAGUUGCAACCUCCGUAAUCCUCCGCAAACGGUCAACCUCCCCCCAGGACAAUGCUUUCCCAGCCAAGUGUGGACUACAUUUGCACGACCUAUUGAACGAACUUCACUGAUAGCCACGUCGAUGAACUCAAGCUCUAAAGUCUAUUGCAGUGGUACCUCGGUUUUUGUCAGUACAGUCGUUCCUCGUCACCUCGCGCUUCAAAUAUUGCAGAUUCACGAUACAUACUUGGUCAUUUUGUCUACAGUUUUUGGAGUACUAAAUCAAACGUUUUCAAGUAUAAAAUAUGAUUAAAUAAACUAAACGGACGCGACAAAGUUGGUAGUAGGUAGGGAUUGAACCAGGAACCCUCAGGUUGCUGUCACGGCCACUCUCCCAACCGCGCCACGCCGUCCCCAUACUCACUUGGAAGUCUCCAAUCACAGCGGGAGUCAAGCGAGAAGGCUUUACCGACAACAACCGACAGCCUCAGGCAUUGUUACUAUUUUUGGAAUAAAAUAGUGUAAAAGUGACGAGAGGCUGUUACUUCAUGUCUGGAGGGUUCUUAUGUUAAAAAGUGUACCGUAUUUAUUGGACUAUAAGGCGCACUUAAAAUGCUUCCAUUUUCUCAAAAACCGACAGUGCGCCUAAUGUACUGCAUAAUUCUGGUUGUGUUUACUGACCUCGAAGCUAUGGUUUAAUACGUGUGAUCAGUAGAUGGCAGUCACACAUAAGACAUUAGCCGGUAAACGACACCAAAAACUUUAAAUGUUCCAUCGAGAAUAUUGAGCAUUACACACGGCGCUCAAAUCUCUGUCAAAAUGUUUUAGUACGACUUCGGUAAGCUAUGAAGCCUAACCGCUUGAUGGAUUGGCGGUAGAGAUGUCCGAUAAUAUCGGACUGCCGAUAUUAUCGGCCGAUAAACGCUUUAAAAUGUAAUAUCGUAAAUUAUCGAUAUCGGUUUCGGAAAGAAAAAUGUAUGACUUUUUUUAAAACGCCGCAGUUCGGAGUGGUACACGGACGUAGGGAGAAGUACAGAGCAGUUGCGUCUCCGAGUCAUACUUGCCAACCCUCCCGAUUUUACCCGGAGAUUCCCGAAUUUCAGUGCCAAUCCCGAAAAUCCCCCGGGGAAACCAUUCUCACGAAUUUCUCCCGAUUUCCACGCAGAAAACAAUAUUGGGGGCGUGCCUAGAAUCACAUAAACUCUACGGCUUUUAGCACACACAAGUAAAUGCGACGCAUACUUGGUCAACCGCCAUACAGGUCAGACUGAGGGUGGCCGUAUAAACAACUUUAACAUUGUUACAAAUAUGCACCACACUGUGAACCCACACCAAACAAGAAUGACAAACACAUUUCGGGAGAUCAUCCGCACCGUAACACAACAUAAACACAACAGAACAAAUAUCCAGAACCCAUUGCAGCACUAACUCUUCCGGGACGCGACAAUAUAGGCCCUGCCGCUACCUCCCGGGCGAGCAUGUCCCAAAUUCCAAGCUGCUGUUUUGAGGCAUGUUAAAAAAAAUAAUACACUUUGACUUCAAUAAUACAUAUGGCAGCGUCAUGUUGGCAUUUUUUUCCAUAACUUGAGUUGAUUUAUUUUGGAAAACCUUGUUGCAUUGUUUAAUGCCUCCAGCGGGGCAUCACAACAAAAUUAGGCAUAAUAAUGUGUUAAUUCCACGACCGUAUAUAUCGGUAUCGGUUGAUAUCGGAAUCGGUAAUUAAGAGUUGUACAAUAUCGGAAUAUCGGAUAUCGGAAAAAAAGCCAUUAUCAGACAUCUCCUAGUUAUUGAUUGAAGUAAAAUCUGAAUGUCAUUAAAACAGUUAGCUCCAUCUUUUGACACUUCUUCCACUCCCGUUCUUGCACGCUACACCGCUACAACAAAGAUGACGGGGAGAAGACGCCGUCGAAGGUGACCCACGUAAAUAAGACCGCCCACAAAACGGCGCAUUCCGGAAGCGACCGUCAGAAAGCGGCUUGAAGAUGAUCUGUAAAACAUCAUCUAUGCAACAUUUUGACCAAAGAACUACCAUUACAUUUUAUGUAGACCACAAGGAAGUGUUUUACAUUUAGAAAAAAAUCAUGGUAACACUUAAGUAUGGGGAACAUAUUCACCAUUAAUUAGUUGCUUAUUAAAGUAACAAAUACUUAAUUUACAUUUAUUUGGACACUAGGGGAACAACCAAGGGUUGGAAUUGGGGGUUAAAUCACCAAAAAUGAUUCCUGAGCUGCUGCUCACUGCUCCCCUCACCGCCCAGGGGGUGAUCAAGGGUGAUGGGUCAAAUGCAGAGAAUAAUUUCGCCACAUCUAGGGUGUGUGUGACAGUCAUUGGUACUUUAACUUUUUUUAACUUAAUAUAAGGGUUAGGGUUACUAAUAAGCAAUAAUUCUGAGGUUAUUAAAGGAAGACUCUUAGUCAAUGGCUUACUCGUUGUAUAAUAAGGCCAUGCAGAAUAAGGCAUUAAUAAGUGCUUAAUAAUGACUAAUUAAGAGCCAAUAUGUCACUAAUUUGCAUGUUAAUAAGCGACUAAUUAAUGGUGAAUGUUUUCCCCAUACUAAAGUGUUAUCAAAAUCAAAUUAUGAUCCCUUUAAUGCACUUUAUAAUCCGGUGCGCCUUAUGGGCCGAAAAAUACGGCAUUUAAAAGGUUGUAAACAGGUUUUUUUUAUGCUCUAGCUAUGAAAUAUUUGAUUUAUAAUGAAUUAUUCCUCCUUCGCAUUAAUACAUGUAUCGCUGUCAAGUCUGAAAUCAACAAGCAGCGAUAAAUGAGGGACGACUGUAAUCCAUUUCGAAGGGUCAUUUUUUCCAUAGGAAAUCAUAUAAAUCCUUUCAAUUGUUGUGUUCGGACCAGAUGUUCCUCCAAGGGAAUUUAAGUUACUGGUCAAUCCCAAGUUCUUUUGAUGACACAUAAACUGAGUUUCAAUGAUCACCCAGAUCAGAAUAGGUAUUUUGCAAUUUAUUCCAAAGCUUUGGAGAGACCAACCUAAAAACAACACAUUUUAAAUCGUGUCGCCAAGUUGAUCUGAAAUCCUUACGGAAGCGCUGUCUUCUUCAAUAUGUCCCUCGCCCCCACCCGGAAGGAACGAAUGCACAUGUCUAUUGUUCUCCUUAGCUGGGAACAGGAUGAGAUAAGAAGGGAGUAUUGAUACUCCUCACAUUCCUAAAGCCAAGGUUAACUUGCAGUGUACCAUGGACAUGAGAUUAAAAAAUAGAAUGAGUACAAAUGGAAAAGCCACACCGUUUGAUGGAUUGUCGGCCCAUUACGGCUACCGAGGUCAGAGAUACAAAUAUUACUAUGCUGUGUGUAUAAAGCCCGCAAAAUGGUACCCAUUAGCGCAGUGGUUCUCAAAUGGGGGUAAGCAUACCCCUGGGGGUACUUGAAGGUAUGCCAAGGGGUACGUGAGAUUUUAAAAAUAUUCUGACAAUAGCAACAAUUCAAAAAUCCUUUAUAAAUAUAUAUAUUGAAUAAUAUUAAAAAAAAAAUGAAUGUAAGUUCAUAAACUGAAAAGAAAUGCAAUAAUGCAAUAUUCAGUGUUGACAGCUAGAUUUUUUUUUUUGCGGACAUGUUCCAUAAAUAUUGUUUAUGUCUAAAAUAUAAUUUUUUUGUGAAGAAAUGUUUAGAAUGAAGUUGAUGAAUCCAGAUGGAUCUCUAUUACAAUCCCCAAAGAGGGCACUUUAAGUUGAUGAUUACUUCUAUGUGUAGAAAUCUUUAUUUAUAAUUGAAUCAAGUGUUUAUCUUUCAACAAGUUUUUAGUUAUUUAUACAUCUUUUUUUCCAAAUAGUUCAAGAAAGACCACUACAAAUGAGCAAUAUUUUGCACCGUUAUACAAUUUAAUAAAUCAGAAACUGAUGACAUAGUGCUGUAUUUUACUUCUUUAUCUCUUUUUUUUUUAACCAAAAAUGCUUUGCUCUGAUUAGGGGGUACCGUAUUUCCUUGAAUUGUCGCCGGGGCGCUAAUUAUUUUAAAACCUCUUAUCACUCCGGCGCAUGCGUUAAAUUUAGGCCUGCGCUUAUAAAUUUGAGUGUGAUGGAAGGUUACUACCAUCAUGAAAAGCACAUUUAAUAAAAAAAAAAAAACGUUAUUAUGGUCCUACCUUUACUUAUAAAUGAAGUCCAUGGUCAGCUCCUUCUGAUCAAAAGCAUCGAUAACUUGUUUAUAGAAGUCUUCCUUAUCUUUCUUCAGUUUUAAAAGUCUCUCUGUCUUGAUGGAGAUAUUCCUUUAUUACCUCCUGCUUCUAUUGAAAGUCCAGUUUAAAAAACUGUUUUAUUUUAGAUAUGUAAUCCUCCAUGUUAAAAGCGCAAGCGAGAGGAAAAAAUAAACGAUCGCUGCUCACUCUUGCUGCUUGUUGUCACUUCUUCUGCAGCCGAGUAGUCGCAAGAAGGAUCACUAGCGCCCUCUACUACCAGGAGGCGGGAGUCAUUUAAUGACUCAUAUUUGACACACGCAGCUACGGUAUAUUGAUAAAACAUAGCUGCUUACUGUUCUUUUUAGCAUAUUCAAUAGCUUGGACCUUAAAUCCUACUGAAUAGCUCUUAAUCUUCUUCCCUUUAUCCGAUUUCAAAUUAUUGAAAUCAGCCUCCUCCAUUUAGAAAAUAAUGACAGGUGAAGUGUCACUCGUGACGUGAUGAGUUUGACCCGGCGGAAAUUCCAGGCAUAUGCUAAUUAUUUGGCGAAACGAGUUUGACCCGGCGGAAAUUCUAGACAUGCGCUAAAAAAAAUUAUAUUUUGCGAAACGAGUUUGACCCGGCAGUAAUUCCAGGAAGGCGCAUGCUAUAUACCAGGCGGCAAGUCAAGGAAAUACGGUACUUGAAUUAAAAAAAUGUUCACAGGGGGUACAUCACUGAAAAAAGGUUGAGAACCACUGCAUUAGCGGACGUAUUAUCUGGCAAUUUGUUUCGCAAUAUACGCAAAACCAACUUUUCCUACCUUUUGGUACCUGCUGAUGUGUAUUUGGGAUCUGCGUAAGUCCUGAAAAUGUGCGCGCGUCCGCCACUGUAGUCUGUUAGAUGCCGUAGUCGAUAACAUUCUUCUUUGUCUCUAUCUUCUUGUUAAGGGACAUUCACCCUCUGCUGUUGCCAUUUGUAACAUAAAGUAGUGUAAUAGGACCCCUUUGGUGCGCCUUUUGUAUGAAAUUAGACCUGAAUGGACCCUCUCAUCGAUAACCAGGUGCGCCUUAUUGUCCGGAAAAUACGGUAGUUUGUUACAUUUGAUAACCGAGACAUUUUUAACAGCAAAUUAUUUCAAAAGUGGGGCGUACAAAAACCGAAGUACCACUCUGACUGACUUUAGGCUCCCAACCAUCCAAAUAUUUCAUCCUGCCAAAUUGGCCGUGCACAAAAAAAAAAGACUUGAGCACUGACAAGGAUAUACAAUUGGGUGAAUCUGUCCUGCUGUCAGGUUGUGGAAAAAAAACAAAACAUUUUUAAUCAGUGGAUGACAGAGACAUGUUUACAGUUGUUGUGCGUUGUCAGCGGGUUUAACAAAGUCAGUGUGUGGAUGAAUGACACGUUCAUCGCUGUGCACUGGUGAGCCGGCUGCAAUAUUUGGAACUUCUGCAUAACUUUGGAACUGUAAAGAGUAGUUUAACUGUUUCUAUUAGAGAUAUUAUACAUGUAUGUUUUAAAUUAUAUAUAUAUUUUUUUUCAAACAUAACAGUAUUUUCUGUUUUUUACCAGCUUUUCCUCUUUCGUUCACAGUAAACUGAUGCUGAUUGUAUUUAAAGCAUUCUAUGAUGACAUACAGACUUAAAAUAAUAUAAAAGUUUUAAUAAAAAUGUGAAAAAGAAAGUGAUAAAAGGCACAGUAUCAUAUUUGAAUUAAUAGGAUUUUUUUCUUACAUGUCAAUGAAUCGUGUAACAUUUAAAGCUGAAAUAUAUAUGUCUUAAAUAUAUGACACUUAUGCAAAGUAGUGUUAGAGAAACAUUUCACCUUGUACAAGACUGAACUUAAGUGGUUUUAAGGGAGAAAAAUUGUUUUAGGGGCUGUCACAAAAGUGUCCUUGGCCAAUUAAAUUAAAUGUAUCUUCAUGUGAAAAAAAACUAAAUAAAUAAUUAUAAAAGUAAAUACAGCCUAUAUAACGCUGACUUAAAAGUGAAUUAUUUAAUUCGGUUUUGAAACAUCCCUUAAAAAAAGAGCGAGGAUUAUCACUGUUUUAACAAUACACUUUUUGGGGGGAAGACCCGAUGUUAUGACAAUACAUGAAUGGAGAAUAAACAUGUCAUUUAUUAAGCAAAAAUAUUUCAAUAUUGGGAUGGAAAAAAACCUUGUAAUUCGAAGAGAAAAAAAAGAAUUUUAGGGGAUUUCAAGUUUCCUUCAUGUGUUUUUAUAUUCUUGAAAAUUAAUCCCGCUGUCAUUAGUCGAAGCUUUUCUUCCUGCGCUCCACAACAACAGUAAGAGUUAAAAAAAAAAGUCAUAGAAGAGACAAGCGGUCGAAAAUGGAUCGA
Messenger RNA from Nerophis ophidion (straightnose pipefish), 8746 nucleotides. RefSeq names its product interleukin 34 (gene il34). Gene Ontology annotation, molecular function: macrophage colony-stimulating factor receptor binding; cytokine activity. Bases 521 to 1162 code for a protein of 213 amino acids. Gene Ontology annotation, biological process: positive regulation of protein phosphorylation; positive regulation of macrophage differentiation; positive regulation of cell population proliferation. Lineage: Eukaryota; Metazoa; Chordata; Actinopteri; Syngnathiformes; Syngnathidae. The record is from RefSeq and is a predicted model, not a curated record. The transcript is spliced from 8 exons.